Molecule: messenger RNA, 1371 nt
Organism: Cylindrotheca closterium
Lineage: Eukaryota; Bacillariophyta; Bacillariophyceae; Bacillariales; Bacillariaceae
Source: the annotation of a GenBank genome assembly
AUGUCUGCUUGCAAAGUUUUUCUUUCCAUCCCGUCCGAAGACUUGCUGUCUUCGGCAGAAACAGUAGCGGAGUCACUAAGCUCGAAGUACAGUGUUGCUGAUAUCACUAUCCGUUCCGCAAAAGCUCCAUUGGAUAGAUUGCUGGCCAAUCUUUCGGAAACACCUGUAGUCUUUGUAUUCUUUUCUGGAUCUUCAAGUGCUGUUUCCCAAAUGUUGGCUGAAGAAUCACCCUACCCAGUCGUGGAGGUGGAUGGAUCUUUGGAAGCUGCUGAUAUUGCUUGGACCGUUGCCAAAGUCUGCAGUCUGGAAAGCACCUCUGUUCGAACACAAGUCCAUCAGGCCGCUAUGGAACGUCGUCAGGCCAAGCUGGUGGCAGAUGCCCAGCUUCAGACCAAGUCUCUCAAAUACCAAAAGAUCAUUUCUACAUCCUUUGACGGAAGCCUUCAAAUUACAGGAGAAAAGACGGGGCUUGAAUCCAAGCGUGGCAAGGUUCGAGAUCGCGUCGAAAUUGAUGACAAGUCACUAGCUUUGAUCACAACCGAUCGUCAAUCAGGUUUCGAUCGUCAGUUGGCCCUGGUACCAUUCAAAGGUGCUGUCCUCAAUCUUACCAGUGCAUUUUGGUUUGAAAAGACCAAAGAUAUCAUUCCCAAUCACAUUUUGUCCAUCCCACAUCCAUACGUGACGAUUGCCAAAAAGUGCGAGCCAUUCCCUAUCGAGUUCGUUGUUCGAUCGUACAUGACUGGGUCAACAUCGACGUCGAUUUGGAAAAAUUACCAAAAUGGUGUUCGCAACUACUGUGGACAUGAAUUGCCAGAGGGAAUGAAAAAGAACCAAAAACUGGAGAAGAAUAUUCUAACACCAACUACCAAGGAAGAGGAACACGACCGCCCUAUUUCCAUGAAGGAGAUUGUCGACGAAAAGUGGAUGACCCAAGCAGACUUGGACGUCUGUGCCGCAGCUGCACUCAAGGUCUUUGCCCUUGGUCAAAAGAUUGCUGCCGAGCACGGAUUGAUUUUGGUGGACACAAAGUAUGAAUUUGGUCGUGACUUGAACACUGGAGAGAUCCUCUUGAUUGACGAGGUUCACACUCCUGAUUCUUCUCGAUACUGGUUGGCAAAUUCCUAUGCUGACCGCAUUGAGGCCGGCAUGGAACCAGAGAACAUUGACAAGGAAUUCCUCCGAUUGUGGUUCCGAGAUCAUUGCGACCCCUACAAGGACGAAGUUAUUCCAGACGCCCCGCGUGAUCUCGUACUAGAACUUUCUCGCAGAUAUAUCACACUUUUUGAAAUGAUCACAUGGCAGCAAUUCAAUUUCUCCAUUGGAAAGGGAGAAGAAGAUAUUGCAGACGCAAUCAAAUCAUAUGGAAAAUAA